AAAAGGAUAAUUACUAUCCAAUUCGACCGUUACAUUUCCUUGAGAUUCAAACUUUCAUCUCCACAAGUAGGUAAAAACUGCACAAAUAUUUCCAAAGCACUCAACCACGAAAAACAAAAAUAAAAAUGAGAGAAACAGAAAUAUCAAAGGAGGAAGAGAUGGAAUUUGCAGUAGACGAGGAGGAAGAAGAAGAGAUAAUUAAAAAUCUGAGAUCCAAAGCCACAGAGCUUCUCCUGAGAGAGGAAUACAAAGAGUCGUUGAAAACCUACUCCGAAAUCAUCUCUCUCUGCCAAGAAACCAUUUCUAAAUCCAAUGAACCCCGCCUCUCAAAUCUCCGACGAACCCUCUGCUUGGCCUUCUCCAACCGGGCUGAGGCCCGGGCCCGUCAAUCGGAGUUCUCCGAAGCCCUCAGAGACUGCGAGGCGGCACUCAGCAUCGACAAAUCCCAUUUCAAAACCCUUCUCUGCAAGGGCAGAAUCCUCUUGAGUUUGAAUCGUUACACCGCCGCCUUGGACUGCUUCAAGCAAGCCAAUCUUGAUCCACAUGCCACUCACAAUUCUGAUAUGGUUAAUGGGUUGUUGACCAAGUGCAAAAAGCUGCAAUCUUUGUCGAGAGGCGGCGCUUUCGACAUCUCCGAUUGGGUUCUGGGCGGCUUUCGCGGCAAAACGCCCGAGCUCGCGGAGUUCAUCGGCGCCGUGGAGAUCAAGAAAUCUGACAUCAGUGGGCGCGGCCUGUUUGCGACCAGGAAUGUCGAGAGCGGGACGUUGAUGGUGGUGACCAGAGCUGUCGCCGUUGAUCGAGCCAUCAUGCCUCAAGAUUCAGGGGAAAAUGCGCAUCUAGUUAUAUGGAAGAACUUCAUUGAUAAAGUGGUGGAGACCGCCAAGAAAUGCGAGCAUGUCAGCAGCUUGAUCUCGUUGCUCUCCGCGGGCGAAGACGAGGGCGCUCUCGAAGCUCCGGAUAUGGCGGUUUUUAGGCCGGAGGCGGAGGUUGGUGGUGGGAGGCUGGAUAGGGAGAGAUUGCUCAGCAUUUUGGAUGUGAAUUCGAUUCUUGAAGAUGCUAUCUCAGCUAAAGUUUUGGGGAAAAAUGCAGAUUACCAAGGUGUAGGUUUAUGGAUAUUAGCUUCAUUCAUCAACCACUCUUGCGAUCCCAACGUGAGGCGCUUGCACGUGGGCGACCACAUGGUGGUCCACGCGGCCCGGGACGUGAAGGCCGGGGAGGAGCUCACGCUGGCCUACUUUGACGUGCUGGCGCCCCGUGAGAAGCGGAGGGAGAUGGCUGAUAAUUGGGGGUUUGUGUGUAGAUGCAAGAGGUGUUUGUUUGAAGAUAGUGUUUGCUUCAAGCAAGAGAUGAGGGAGAUUGAAAUGGCGGUGGGGAAAGGGGUGGUGGAUGUGGGGAGCUUGGUGUAUAGAUUGGAGGAAGGGAUGAGGAGAUGGAUGGUGAGAGGGAGAGGGAAGGGCUAUUUGAGGGCCUCAUUUUGGGAGGCUUAUGAGAAAGUGUUUGGAUCGGAGAAGGUGAUGAGGAAGUGGGGGAAGAAGAUCCCGGCGCCCGAGGCCGUCGUUGACACAGUCGUGCACGCGGUCGGCAGCGACCAAAGAAUGAUGAGGGUGUUGGUGGAGGGGCUGAGGAGAGGUGGCGGUGUGGUGGAGAUGGAGAAGCUGAUCAAGUUAGGGAGAGGGGUUUAUGGGAAGGUCAUGAAGAAGCAAGCUAUUGGGGCAUUGCUUCAAAUAGGUGGUGCCCAAGAUUAAGGAGUUUUUAGCUACUGUUUUUGCUCAAGUCAUCAUGGUCGAUGAUUCACACUUUGGUUUAUUGGUUUUGUUUUCUUCUCGUUGAAAUCUAUUAAUAUAUGAAAACACAGUUUUUGAACCA
Molecule: messenger RNA, 1866 nt
Organism: Salvia miltiorrhiza (redroot sage)
Lineage: Eukaryota; Viridiplantae; Streptophyta; Magnoliopsida; Lamiales; Lamiaceae
Product: methyltransferase FGSG_00040
Exons: 1
Coding region: 126-1745 (539 amino acids)
Molecular function (GO): protein binding
Source: RefSeq, a predicted model, not a curated record